This is a messenger RNA of Daucus carota subsp. sativus, 1806 nucleotides long. Its product is annotated as protein SAR DEFICIENT 1-like. Gene Ontology annotation, molecular function: calmodulin binding; sequence-specific DNA binding; DNA-binding transcription factor activity. Gene Ontology annotation, cellular component: nucleus. Gene Ontology annotation, biological process: regulation of salicylic acid biosynthetic process. The coding region runs from base 139 to 1557 and encodes 472 amino acids. Lineage: Eukaryota; Viridiplantae; Streptophyta; Magnoliopsida; Apiales; Apiaceae. The record is from RefSeq and is a predicted model, not a curated record. The transcript has 7 exons.
CUGGGGCUAUAAAUAAAUACCUAUUAACCUUUUUCAUCGAGACCUCUCUUAAACUCUCUCUAUACUUCCAUCAGAAUAGCAUAACAACGACUACACAAAUAGAAAACCUAGUUGUGCUAUUUCUUUGACACACAAAAAAUGGCAGCCAAAAGAUGUUUUGAUGAACACGAUUCGAGCUCCGAUAAACACAACGAAAAGAAAAGGAAACCUGGAUCACUUUUUGCUUCUUUGGUAAGAGAGGUGAUGACUCGAAAUUUCUUGCAGAACUUUAGCUCAACCUUGGAACCAAUGUUCCGGAGAGUGGUUCAGGAAGAGGUUGAACAUGGUUUAGGCCUUGCCACAAGAACCGUAGGUAGCUCGAGUUCACUAAGUACAAUCCAAGGAUCUGAAUCAUCAUGUCUCAAACUUAGCUUGAGCGCCAGACUUUCACUUCCUAUGUACACAGCUAGCAAAAUUGUAGACCUUGAAGGUAACCCUCUUCAAAUUAUUCUGUUAGAGACGAGAGGCGAUCGUACGAUACAAACCUCUCUUCCUUAUCCGGUGAAAGUGGAGAUUGUUGUGCUCGACGGAGACUUUCCUCAGGGAGAUGGAGAAACAUGGACUAGUGAAGAAUUCGAGGUGAAUAUUGUGAGGGCGCGAACUGGAAAGAGGCCAUUGCUUACCGGAGAAUCACAUGUCACCAUGAGGAACGGUACUGUUCCUCUUGGGGAAGUUGAAUUUACCGAUAACUCAAGCUGGGUCCGGAGCAGGAAGUUCAGGCUGGGUGCUAGAGUUGUGCAAAGGAGUGGCGGAGAAAUGAAAAUACAAGAAGCCAUCAGUGAAGCCUUUACUGUGAGGGAUCACCGUGGAGAAUUGUACAAGAAACAUCACCCUCCUAUGCUGGAAGAUGAAGUGUGGCGCCUAGAGAAGAUUGGGAAAGGCGGAUCAUACCACCAGAAGUUAGCAUCCGAGGGCAUCCUCACCGUUCAAGAUUUCUUGAAGCUCUACACUGUCGAACCAUCUAAGCUUCGAGCCAUUUUAGGCGGCAUGUCUGAGAAAAUGUGGGAAGUGACUAUAAAACAUGCAAGAAACUGUGAUUUGGGAAGAAAGCUAUAUGUAUAUGGUGGGCCUAAUUACACCAUGAUCUUGAAUCCUAUAUGUGAAGUUGUAAAGCUUGUGGUUGAUGGACAAACCUUCACUACUCACCAAUACCUUUCAAGCUUGAAUAGGGGUUAUGUAGAGGACAUGGUUAAAAGAGCAUAUGCAAAUUGGAACUCCUUGCAAGAAGUUGAUGGACAACUGAGUGAGACAGCUCUUCUGACCCGAGGUGACUUGGUGGAUCAAUUCCCAAACAAUGACCAGAUUAUUGCAACAUCCUUCCAGCACCAUGCUUUGUUUCCUGAUCAGCUGGCAACUUCUUCGGUGCAGCAAAAUGCACAAGCUCAAGGCAGUGGCUGGCUUGAAACUACUACUGGAUUUGUGUGUACUCCGGUGGAAUGCGGUCUCCCUUACACCUUUGACGACGCUCCGUCCGACGGUGAAUUGUCACCGGCCAUACCAUUUGCCCGUGGAACUUGAUACAACUUGCAUUGUGCACCAUAAUAAUGUAGAUAGGCCUAAUGUAACAAACUUUGUAAUUUUAGGCCGCCGCCCUGUAAUCCGUAGUGGCUUGGCACAGAAGUGGUGUAUUUUGUUUGAUUCAAUAUGUAGGAGAACAAGUGUGUAAAAGGAUGUGGAACAGGAUAAAGUUACUAGGUUUUUUUUGCUAUUUCGAGGGAAGUAUGUUGCAGGACUCGCGCAAAUGCGUGGUGUUUUGUUUUUUGUUGU